Molecule: messenger RNA, 228 nt
Organism: Penicillium robsamsonii
Lineage: Eukaryota; Fungi; Ascomycota; Eurotiomycetes; Eurotiales; Aspergillaceae
Exons: 2
Coding region: 1-228 (75 amino acids)
Source: RefSeq, a predicted model, not a curated record
AUGAGCUCCGAAAAAGACUUGUCGUCUGACUUCCUCGCGGGCGAGCCACUUGACUCCACUGGCCAAGACACCACUCCCCUCGGCAACAAUGACGCCUCGCAGUCUUUGCUCGCCUCCGGCCCGGAGCCGCAGGAGGGAAGCCCAUAUAUGCUUGACGCUUGGGCGCAGGCUCCUGCCUCAUCGGAGCCAUGGUCACCAGCGAAAGCCGCCUACUCGUCCCAAACUUAG